AUGAAGUGGCUAUCUCUCGCGUUUCUCUUCGCCGGCGGGGUGCUUUCGGCCCCUGCUGCACCUGCGGCGGAUGAGUACGACUACGUCGUUAUUGGCAGUGGCCCUGGUGGUGGACCCCUCGCAGCCAACCUAGCUAAGGCCGGAUACUCGGUGUUUCUGAUCGAGGCCGGAGACGACAGCCCGGGGCAGGGCUUCGGUGUCUACACACCAACUGUCCACUGGGACUUCUAUGUCAAGCAUUACCCUGACGACGAUCCAAGGAACGAACUGUAUAGCCAUCUUACGUGGCUUACCCCAGAAGGCAGGUACUGGGUCGGUCAGACCGGAGCGCCAGCAGGCUCUAAGCUCCUAGGUGUUUAUUAUCCUCGCGGCGCAACUCUUGGUGGAUCAUCUAUGGUUAAUGCCAUGGUGUGCUGGCUGCCGAGUGACAGUGACUGGAAUCACCACUACAAUGUGACUGGUGAUGAAAGCUGGAAAGCCGAGAAUAUGCACAAAAUUUUCGAAAAGAUCGAGAAGAACAACUACGCCGAUCCCGGAAGCCCCGGACACGGCUUCAAUGGUUAUUUCCAAACCAACAUGGGUGCCAAGGCCCAGGCCAGGGGCGGCAAUUUACAAGGCAACAAGGUCAUGGAGGCGUACGCCAAGGAUUUUGGUGUCAGCGACUGGUCCAUGUCUGAUCUCCUGACCAGGGACCCCAACGAAAUGGUCCCUGACCGUGAUCAAAUCUCCAGCAUCUUCGGUCUUGUAAACCACCAGUACGCGAACGGAGGCCGGUACAGCUCGCGCGAUUAUAUCCAAGCGGCUGUCAGAGACGGUGAACCCUUAACCGUAUCCAUGACAUCGCUCGCCACGAAAGUGCUGUUUGAUACCAGCGGGGACUGCGGCGAUAAGCCUCGAGCUAUCGGCGUUGAGUACCUCGAGGGCAAGUCUCUCUAUGCUGGAGAUUCUCGCCGCCAAGAAGGCGCGACAGGAACGAAGAAGACGGUGAGGGCAAAGAGGGAGGUUAUUGUCUCGGGCGGUGCUUUCAACUCUCCUCAAAUACUCAUGCUGAGCGGCAUUGGUCCCAAGGAGCAUUUGGAAGAAUUCGAUAUUCCCGUCAUUCACGAUCUUCCCGGGGUUGGCCAGCACCUAAUGGACAACCAGGAGAUGCCGAUCGUUGGCACCGGGUCUGCUGGUUCGGGUACUACCGGUGUCGCCAUGUUCAAGACCAAUUUCCCAGCUCAUGACGAACGUGACAUGUUCCUCAUGGGCGGACCUGGUUUCCUUUUCCGUGGCUUCUGGCCCAUGAACCCUGUUGCUCAACCACGAGAACCUCAAAUGCCCUACGGCGUGAGCAUGGUCAAGGGCUCUUCCGUCAAUAACAAGGGUUGGGUCAAGCUGCGAUCAGCCGACCCGCAGGACACGCCCGAAAUCAACUUUAACCAUUACGCCGAAGGAUCCGAGGCUGACCUCAACGCCAUGAAGGAUACCGUGGCCCGCAUUCGCAGAAUCUACAAGGACAUCGGUAUCACUCCUACCGAGCCUCCCUGCACUGCCGGGCUCGAUGAGAAUGGCAGCUGUGGCCAAGAAGAUAUCGACUGGAUUCACAAGCAGACCUUUGGACACCACCCCACCAGCUCAAACAAGAUUGGUGCCGACGAUGAUCCCAUGGCUGUCUUGGACUCCAAGUUCCGCGUCAGAGGCGUCGCUGGUCUGCGUGUUGUUGAUGCCAGUGCGUUUGCCCGGAUCCCGGGUAUCUUCCCGUCGGCACCAACUUUCAUGAUCAGCCAGAAGGCGUCGGACGAAAUGAUUGCCGAGCUAGAGGCUGGAGAAGCUAUUGAAGUUUGCGCGGCCCCCCUUCCAGAGUAA
Molecule: messenger RNA, 1848 nt
Organism: Scedosporium apiospermum
Lineage: Eukaryota; Fungi; Ascomycota; Sordariomycetes; Microascales; Microascaceae
Exons: 2
Coding region: 1-1848 (615 amino acids)
Molecular function (GO): oxidoreductase activity, acting on CH-OH group of donors; flavin adenine dinucleotide binding
Source: RefSeq, a predicted model, not a curated record